CUACAGAUACACACGAUAUAGGAGAUUUAAUAAGCCAUGGAACCUCAAGCAAAUAAUAACUCCAGCAGUAAUCCAAAACCAUCCGAAGUACCUGUGCUUAAUAUAUCAGGAAAGGUGGAACCAACUCAAAAUACUCACCGCAUUAGGGGUAAAAAGAAAGCUGAUCCCGAACCUCCUACAAUUCCAUUCGUUCCUGAGCCGCCAAAAAUCAACCCGACUUCGUUUCCAUAUAUAAUUGGAAGGAUAUUAUUGAAAUCUAAUGAUUUACCUGCGCGUGUUGCUAAAGUAAAUCUAUCAGACUUUGAGCAGGAUCUUUGCCUAUUGGUCAUGGAGAAGCCAUCUUCAAGAAAGCUAGUUUUUCAUAUGUUUGUCUCAAACGAAAAGGAGUUGGAAAGAGACUAUUUAAAAGUGCGAAAAAUGUACGAAAAUAAGAAAGACAUCAAGAUUUUGGAGCAUCUCACAUUGAACACCCUCUGUGCCAGAUCGUUCUAUCACCGAGUUCAAAAGAAAUUAACCGAUGUGGAGUGGAACAAGCAGCGCAAUAUUUUCGAAAUUUUGAAGAUUGGAGAUCGCGAUAUUUGGAACCUUUCGCAGAAAUUGUAUCAGCUA
Drosophila takahashii is the source of this 609-nucleotide messenger RNA. RefSeq lists its product as uncharacterized. NCBI's taxonomy places the organism in Eukaryota, Metazoa, Arthropoda, Insecta, Diptera, Drosophilidae. The record is from RefSeq and is a predicted model, not a curated record.